Molecule: messenger RNA, 645 nt
Organism: Colletotrichum tamarilloi
Lineage: Eukaryota; Fungi; Ascomycota; Sordariomycetes; Glomerellales; Glomerellaceae
Exons: 4
Coding region: 1-645 (214 amino acids)
Source: RefSeq, a predicted model, not a curated record
AUGACUGAUGACCGAGGAAUCAUGAGCGAAAAGGGAAAGAAGCACAUGGGGAUUGGAAAACUCGACUGGGAAGGUGUGGGGAAGUCGGUAUCCACAGUCGAGCUGGCUGCAGCCAAUGCCACGAAUGCAAGAUCGAGGAUCGACGCCACUGAGGUCAUCAGCAUCUGGGGAGUGGGGCCGCGAAAGAAGCAGCAGUACGGCUGUACCUACCUUCGCAAAGCAGCUGGUAUUAUUGCCAUGGGUCACCAGCUAUCAAUCAAGGCGCACGCAGAGUCGUAUCCAAAUCUUGGGACUGACGACCUACCCGAACUAGCUCACCGCAAAUCUUCACGACAACAACAGCGAAUCCCAUCACCCAUAGCCUCACCUCCCGUCAGUGUCACCCAGCACAAGGCGAACUACCUGACUAACUGUGCUAAUUUUCCCCUACGCUGCUACAGGGUGGAGGAGGACAACGGCUUGGGCAGCCCUGAUGAUGGUAUGCGUCGGGCAUUGCCGAUCAUCGUAGUAGCGCCAUUUCCACCUCUGAAGCUCAGGAGCUAUGGAGCUGGCCUCAACAAAGACGACACUACUACCUGUACACUACGCUCCACGCUAUCACGACAGUUCUGCACCACCGAGCCUGAGCCGCAAAUGACGAAGUAA